UUGGCCAGAGCCCGCUUCCAGCGCGCAGCAGGCAGGAGACUGUAAGUCAAAGGUCCCUCAAGCCCAUCACCAGGUCAGCGUCAAGGUGUCUCCUCACGACACUGAGAUGAAAACAGCGGAAGAGCCAGCCCCGAAUCUCAGGCAGACCCUGGAGUGGCUGAGAAAGGAGCUGGCUGAGAUGCAGAUCCAAGACCAGAAGCUCCUGCUCACACUGAGGCAUCUCCACAGUGUCCUGGAGGAGCUCCGUUCUGAGAGUGCCCACUGGGAGGAUGCCAGGUCCAGCGGAGGGACAUCGCCCAUCAGAGCUCGAGCAGGCUCCGAAGGCAGGGGCCACCAUCCCGUGUCAUCCAGGAGGCUGGCGCAGCUCCUCCAAGGGGUAGACAGCAGACGAAGCUCCCUCCCUUAACUGGCUAGAGGUGACCGUGGAAUUGAACCCUCCCACCACUAGCCUAAGUUUUGUGAUGUUGUUGGGGGAAAGCCCUGGAAUGGGAAUCAGGAAGUUUCUAGGUUCACCUCUGCCCUCAUCCACUAAGUGUCCCUGGACCUAGCACUCAACUUCUCUAAGUCACUAGUUCCUUUUCUGUCACUCAUCAGCAUUUUUGAUGAGACACAAAAUUGAAUGUGAACAUGCUUUGAAAAACGCAAGUAUUUUACAUGGCUUCUGGAAAGCACCAUGACGUAGUCCUAUCUUUGGACGUUUCUCAAAAAAUGAUUGUUAAAACAAAGAGCUUAAUGUGUGAGGAUGUUCAUCUAGUCUUGCCACCAUGAAAAACAGAACCCUGGGUAAUGACAUGAUGGUUGUUUGUGGUUUUCCCAGCAGGCCUUCUCAUUCCCCUUUAUCUGAAAGCAGCAGACCCUGUCACCCUCUGGCCAAGGGGAUGGACACGUGAUCAGGCCUGCCCAAUUAUAAUGCAUGGUCGAUUGGCCCAGUGAUUUGGCAUGUGACAAAACCUAGCCAAUCAUAGCCCUUCUCUGGGAUUGCGAGCUGGACACUUGUUCUACUGCAGUUGCAAAGCUGGGGCUGUCAGUGGCCACGUUCCCUGCCAGGUGAGGAAGACCUCUCUGUGCUAGAAAAGAAAGAGGCUAAUCUCAAAAGGGAAGUAGAGAGAGGGCCACACAAGAGAUAGGCUUGCUCUUUUUAGUUCCUGGUUUCAGUCCUAGUUCUAUGAAUUAUUCCUGCAUUCUUUCCAGUAACUGAAACAAGUAAACUCCACCACCAUUACACACUUAUGUCCUUUCGCUUAAGCUUUUUUGAGUGGGGUUUUCCUCAUUUGCACCCAGAACAGUCCCGAAGAAUACAAUGCAGAUGGUCAAAGAAGCAAAGCUGGGAAAUGAUGAAGCAAAUAGCAUCUCACUCAUUCAGAGUUAGCAAUAACGACCCUGUACCAGCAGACAGCAAGGUGUAUGAUGUGGCAGAACACUGAGCUGCAUGGGGUGCUGUGGUAUAACUGAAAAAUUUUAUCUGCCUAUAAGACAGACUUUAAAAUGGAAGAGGUAAAAAAUACAAAGUCCUGUGGUUUAGAUGGUCUGAUUGUUGG
Molecule: messenger RNA, 1538 nt
Organism: Pteronotus mesoamericanus
Lineage: Eukaryota; Metazoa; Chordata; Mammalia; Chiroptera; Mormoopidae
Gene: CUNH20orf202
Product: chromosome unknown C20orf202 homolog
Exons: 2
Coding region: 107-406 (99 amino acids)
Source: RefSeq, a predicted model, not a curated record